Gekko japonicus is the source of this 2516-nucleotide messenger RNA. RefSeq names its product acyl-CoA thioesterase 11 (gene ACOT11). The record is from RefSeq and is a predicted model, not a curated record. Gene Ontology annotation, cellular component: extracellular exosome. Bases 269 to 1945 code for a protein of 558 amino acids. Gene Ontology annotation, molecular function: thiolester hydrolase activity; lipid binding. NCBI's taxonomy places the organism in Eukaryota, Metazoa, Chordata, Lepidosauria, Squamata, Gekkonidae. The transcript is spliced from 16 exons.
CUCCCUGUGGAAGGCCCAAAGGGACACACACACACACACACAGAGCGUAAGCAGUAUGGGACUGGAAAGCAUCGCAAACAGGUGGCCUGGUAUUUUGUCCUUCACCUAAAGUCACUGCCUGAACUGCUGCAUUCACUGCAAGUGCUUUUCUCUGUUGCACAGGAAUUAGCCCCAGCAGUGCUCAGCUUCUUCGGAGCAGAGUCCGGCGGCGGCGGCGGCUGCAGCGAGCCCGGCGCCUUCGGAGGUGGAGCCCCGGCGGUGGCGCGCCAUGGAGGGUUACCGGAACGCCACCGAGGUUCAGAUGAGUCAGCUGGUGCUGCCCUGCCACACCAACUACCACGGGGAGCUCAGCAUCGGGCAGCUCCUGAAAUGGAUCGACACAGCAGCCUGCCUCUCUGCCGAGAGGCAUGCUGGCUGCCCUUGCGUCACAGCUUCGGUGGAUGAUAUCUAUUUUGAGCACACAAUUAGUGUCGGGCAAGUUGUCAACAUCAAAGCAAAAGUAAACCGAGCAUUUAACUCCAGCAUGGAGGUUGGUAUACAGGUCAGCUACGAGGAUCUUUGCAAUGGGAAACAAUGGAAUGUGUGCAAGGCAUAUGCAACUUUUGUUGCGCAAGGCAAGCCACCUGCUAAGAUCAAGUUAAAGCUCCUGGUUCCUCAAACGGAGGAGGAAAAGAUUGAGUAUAGCAUUGCUGCUGAACGCCGCCGGAUGCGUCUGGCCCAUACAGACACAAUCAAAGACCUUCUCACUAACAGCCCUGUGCAUUCUGAGGGCGAGAACAGAGAGUGCAACACUGUGGUACCUGCCGAAAAGACCAGAGUGGAGAGUGUGGAGCUAAUUCUGCCUCCACAUGCCAAUCACCAGGGAAACACAUUUGGAGGGCAGAUCAUGGCCUGGAUGGAAAAUGUGGCCACGAUAGCAGCAAGCCGAUUGUGCCGUGCUCACCCCACCUUGAAGACAAUUGAAAUGUUCCAUUUUAGAGGACCAUCUCAAGUUGGGGACCGCCUCCUCUUCAAGGCCAUUGUCAACAAUGCAUUCAAGAACAGCAUGGAGGUUGGGGUGUGCGUAGAAGCUUAUGGGCAUGAAAUGGAAGUCAGCCGAAGGCAUAUCAACAGUGCCUUCAUGACCUUUGUGGUCUUGAAUGGAGGUGGUCAGCCAUGCACACUGCCAGUGCUGAAACCAGAGCCAGGGGAUGGAGAGAGGAGGUACAAAGAAGCUAGUGCUAGGAAAAAAAUUAGACUGGACAGAAAAUACGUCAUUUCCUGUAAGCACACAGAGGUACCUUUGUCUGUGCCUUGGGACCAAAGUAAUAAGGUUUACCUGAGUUACAACAACGUUUCUGCACUGAAGACCUUAGUUGCCAAAGCAAACUGGGUGCUUGCCUCCGAAAGAGACAAGGUCAAGAUGUAUAUGCUGGAGGAAGAUAAAUUCCUGUCUAUCAGAAUAGAGAUGACCGUCUGCAUCGAUGCCAAGCAGGCCUUCCUGCUGCUUUCGGACAUGAGACGCAGGCAUGAGUGGGAUGAGCAUUCCGUACGUGCUGAGCUGGUGCAACAAGUUGACAAAGAUGAUGUGAUCUAUCAUGUAAUUAGUCGAACCAUCAGUGAGGAAAACAAACCUCAGGACUUUGUCAUCCUAGCAUCACAAAGAGAACCUUGCAGCAAAGGUGAUCCAUAUGUUGUAGCAUUCAGAUCUGUCACAUUACCAACACAACCAGCACAGCCAGAGUACACCCGAGGAGAGAUCUUAUGUUCUGGCUUCUGUAUUUGGCAGGAAACAGAGGAGCUCACCAAGGUGUCGUAUUACAACCAAGCCACACCAGGUGUGUUGGCCUACAUCACAACUAACAUUGCUGGGUUGUCCUCGAGCUUCCAUUCCACCUUCCAAGCCUGUGAGCAGUUCCUCCAGAAGCACAAAGACGAUGUCUCUGUCAGACUUCAGAAUCUUUAACUGCAAAGUUUUAUCUGUAUAGUCUCAUGAUGAACAUGGAUGUAGACACUGAAGUGAUCUUUCUGUAUUUGUGAGAGGAAAGAAACAGGCUUGUUCAAAUACAUAAAUUACAUAGGCCAAGGUUGUGGUAGAGGACCAUGUUAUUGGAGUAUGAUCAGAAUGAGAAAUCGUACUCAGGAAAAUAAUUAUUGGAAUCUUAUAGGUCAUGGUUUGUGCACCUUCUCUAUUCAGGAUGCAGCACAUGAAGAUUUUUCUUGGAUUAUGUGUGUCCUUCAUAUCUGUCUUGACUUCUUUUGAAGUCCUUUAUUUAAUUGAUAGGAAAAUCUGAUUAUAAAGGGAUAUAUUAAAAUGGACUCCUAUUGCCUUAUCCAGAAGAAUAGGUGCUAUAUCAGUGAAAUAAAAAAACAAACUGUACAGGAAAUAACUUUUUAUAUUGCAUCAGUGAAAGUGAAACUUCCUCUAAAGUGCCUUAUACCAAGGAAACGAACAUUCACAAGCACCAAUAGUGCAAAUUCAUGGGAAGAAUUAUUCUUUAUUGGAAAGGGUUUACAGACUUUUACACAGGGCUUGG